Molecule: messenger RNA, 1752 nt
Organism: Colletotrichum destructivum
Lineage: Eukaryota; Fungi; Ascomycota; Sordariomycetes; Glomerellales; Glomerellaceae
Product: Putative six-bladed beta-propeller, TolB, SMP-30/Gluconolactonase/LRE-like region
Exons: 2
Coding region: 288-1292 (334 amino acids)
Source: RefSeq, a predicted model, not a curated record
CUCACACAGACCGGUGAACUCUAAUCUGUGGCAGGAACAGGUGCUUCGUGCCCCCGCAUCCGUGCGGGAUCGAGAGAGAUACAAAACCGUGAUCCCAUCCAUCAACACGUUAAUCCAAACGGCCGACAUGCCAAGAGUCCGAGAACACAGCUUGCCUGCAUAGGUAGGUAGCUAGAUAGAAGACGACCUUGCAUCAUCUCAUACUACACAGCUCACCGUCAUCGUUCUCCCGGCCCGGCUUCUGUCUAUCUGUCUGUCUGUCUUGUCUGUUUUGUCUGCCAGCCACCAUGGCGAACGCCUCCGCCUUUGUCGUCUACAACGACCGCGUGAAGACGCUCUUCGGCCCCGCGCCGACGCUCGAGCUGCUGCAUGAGAACCAGGACUACCCGUUCGCCCACGAGGCGGGCGUCUUCAUCGAGCGCAACAACACGCUCUUCGUCACGAGCAACCAGUUCAGCGACCAUACCGCCGGCGGCCGCAAGAUCCAGAUAUGCCGCGUCACCCUGCCGCCGCCCAACGGGGCCGCCAAGGCGCAGUGCGAGGAGAUCCACCCGGCCAUCAUCACCAUGGCCAACGGCGGCGUCAACUACCUCGACGGCAUCGUCUUCUGCGCCCAGGGCACCAUGGACUCGCCGGGCGGGCUCGUCUUUAUGGAGGCGGAGCCGCCGUACCAGACGCGCAUGAUGGUCAACUCGUUCCACGGCCGCGAGUUCAACUCGCUCAACGACGUCGUCGGCCACAGCGACGGGUCGCUCUGGUUCACCGACCCCAUCUACGGAUACGAACAGGGCAUCCGGCCCCGGCCCAAGCUGCCGAACCAGGUCUACAGAUACGACCCGAUCCACGGCUCCAUCAGAGCGAUGGCGGACGGCUUUGGGAGGCCCAACGGCAUCUGCUUCAGCCCCGACGAGAAGGUGGUCUACAUCACCGACACCGACUGGAUCCACGGCGACGGGUCAACUGACCUCACAAGGGCAUCGACCAUCUACGCUUUCGACGUGGUCUCGUACUCGGGAGAGCCCUUCCUGACGAACAGGAGGCUCUUCGCCAUGGCCUCCGAGGGGAUCCCGGACGGCAUCAAGUGCGACGUGCACGGCAACGUCUACAGCGGCUGCGGCGACGGCCUCAACAUCUGGUCGCCCGGCGGCGUGCUGCUUGGCAAGAUCCUCGUCCAGGGCGGCGCCGCCAACUUCUGCUUCGGGCGCAACGGGGAGGUCUUCAUCCUGAACGAAAAUCGUCUCUGGAGGGCCAAGCUGGCAGACGAGACAAAGGGGGCGUUGCUGUGUAUCUAAGGGGCAGACAGAGGGUUUUGUUCUGCUGGUAGUAGUACUUCUUCUUUUUGCGGGGGAUUAUGAGGUCUGCCAUGUUGCCGGCUUGCUUGCGGACGCCCACGUAGUUACGAACGGUGUGCUGCGAACACAUGAUGAGUCUCUCAUGUUUAUCACCUAUCAGUUGGGUUUCACUUUCAUUUUCAUUUUCAUAGUGUAGAUUCUCAAAAUCGCUCAAGCAGAUUGGUUGCCGAUUCAGGAGGCGGGACCUGGGAGAGAGACCUUAAACAUGAUGGUUGGACGUUCAUGGGAGAGAACUGGCCCUGCCUGCAAGUAGUGCCAACAAUGAUGAGAACUUCCCGAUUUGAUGUUCAGUCACUUCGCAAGGAGAUCAAAUUGUGCUAUUCAGGCUCAGCGAGGGACUGUUGCGUACAUUGUCGCAUGGAGAAAUAUAAAUCAGGCGCCUACUCCCCGUCAACCCUAC